Molecule: messenger RNA, 1965 nt
Organism: Arabis nemorensis
Lineage: Eukaryota; Viridiplantae; Streptophyta; Magnoliopsida; Brassicales; Brassicaceae
Source: the annotation of a GenBank genome assembly
AUGAGGCUUCUCCGCCGCGUCACCGUCGAUGCGAUUACUGGAGCUAAUCGCCGGCGAUACGCUACCAAAUACGUCGCCAAGGUCACUUCAUCAUCUCCCUCCGGUAGAUCUCUCUCCGCUGAAGUUUCUCUUCCUAAUCCUCUUCCCACCGACGUACGAGGUUACACUCUUCCUCGCCGUCAUCUAAUCUGCAAAGCCACCAAUCUCCUUCUCCGUCACCGUGAAGACAUCGGAACCACCGACAAUGCUUUCUCUGACCUUUCAGAUUACCUGUCUUCACUUUCACUCUCACUCACUCCAGACGAAGCUUCAGAGAUUCUCAAAUCCCUAACCUCUCCUCGUCUCGCCGUCGAAUUCUUCAACUUCGUUCCUUCUGUUUGCCCUAACUCUCACACUGAUCCAUUCCUCUACAAUCGCAUCAUCUUAAUCCUCUCUAGAUCAAAUCUCACAGACAGAUUCGAUCGUGUUCGCUCGAUUCUCGAUCUCAUGGUGAAAUCUAACGUCAGAGGUAACAUAUCCACCGUGAAUAUCUUGAUCGGAUUCUUCGGAAACACCGAAGAUUUGGAAAUGUGUUUGAGUUUGGUGAAGAAAUGGGAAUUGAAGAUGAACUCUUUCACUUACAAAUGUUUGCUUCAAGCUUACUUAAGAUCUCGUGAUUCUUCAAAAGCUUUUGAUGUGUAUUGUGAGAUUAGAAGAGGAGGACAUAAACUCGAUGUUUUCGCUUACAAUAUGUUGAUUGAUGCUUUAGCUAAAGAUCAAAAGAUUGAUCAGGCUUGUCAAGUUUUCGAAGAUAUGAAGAAGAGACAUUGUAGAGGAGAUGAGUAUUCGUAUACGAUUAUGAUCAGAACAAUGGGAAGGAUUGGGAGAUAUAACGAAGCUGUUUCUUUGUUUAAUGAGAUGAUUACUCAAGGGCUUACUCUUAAUGUGGUUGGUUAUAAUACUUUGAUGCAAGUUCUUGCGAAAGGUAAAAUGGUUGAUAAGGCGAUUCAGGUCUUCUCGAAGAUGUUGGAAACUGGUAUUCGACCUAAUGAGUAUACGUAUAGUCUGAUUUUGAAUCUUUUAGUAGCUGAAGGUCAGCUUGUGAAGUUAGAUGGAAUCGUGGAGAUGUCGAAAAGUUAUAUGACUCAGGGGAUUUACUCGUAUUUGGUUAGAACGUUGAGCAAAUUAGGGCAUGUAAGUGAGGCUCAUCGGUUAUUUUGUGAUAUGUGGAACUUCCCUGUGAAAGGAGAGAGAGACAGUUACAUGUCGAUGUUAGAGAGUUUGUGCGGUGCUGGUAAAACCGUUGAAGCUAUAGAGAUGUUGAGCAAGAUUCAUGAAAAAGGUGUGGUUACUGAUACUAUGAUGUACAACACUGUGUUCUCUGCGCUCGGGAAGCUAAAGCAAAUAUCUCAUAUUCAUGAUCUCUUCGAGAAAAUGAAAAAAGACGGUCCUUCUCCAGAUAUAUUCACAUACAAUAUACUUAUCUCCAGUUUCGGUCGGGUAGGAGAAGUUGAUGAGGCUAUUAAGAUCUUCGAGGAGCUUGAGAACAGUGACUGUAAACCGGACAUUGUUUCUUACAACUCUUUGAUUAAUUGUUUGGGGAAGAACGGUGAUGUUGAUGAAGCACAUGUAAGAUUCAAGGAGAUGCAAGAAAAAGACUUAAACCCUGAUGUGGUCACAUACAGCACUCUGAUUGAAUGCUUUGGGAAAACAGAGAGAGUCGAAAUGGCAUAUAGAUUGUUCGAAGAAAUGCUUGUUAAAGGGUGUCAACCGAACAUUGUGACGUACAACAUAUUGCUUGAUUGUCUAGAAAAGAGCGGGAGAACCGCUGAAGCAGUUGAUCUGUACACAAAGAUGAAACAACAAGGACUCACGCCAGAUUCCAUUACUUACACUGUGCUUGAACGGUUGCAAUCUGGCUCUCACGGAAAAUCAAGGAUCCGUAGGAAGAAUCCGAUAACAGGUUGGGUAGUCAGCCCUUUAUAG